Molecule: messenger RNA, 939 nt
Organism: Strongylocentrotus purpuratus (purple sea urchin)
Lineage: Eukaryota; Metazoa; Echinodermata; Echinoidea; Camarodonta; Strongylocentrotidae
Product: prisilkin-39-like
Exons: 2
Coding region: 1-939 (312 amino acids)
Source: RefSeq, a predicted model, not a curated record
AUGUGGGAAGAUGGUUAUGGUGGUUAUGAUUAUUGUGAUGAUGGUGAUUAUGAUACAGAUGGUUAUGGUGGUUAUGAUUAUUGUGAUGAUGGGGAUUAUGAUACUGAUGGUUAUGGUGGUUAUGAUUAUUGUGAUGAUGGUGAUUAUGAUACAGAUGGUUAUGGUGGUUAUGAUUAUUGUGAUGAUGGGGAUUAUGAUACAGAUGGUUAUGGUGGUUAUGAUUAUUGUGAUGAUGGGGAUUAUGAUACUGAUGGUUAUGGUGGUUAUGAUUAUUGUGAUGAUGGGGAUUAUGAUACAGAUGGUUAUGGUGGUUAUGAUUAUUGUGAUGAUGGGGAUUAUGAUACAGAUGGUUAUGGUGGUUAUGAUUAUUAUGAUGAUGGGGAUUAUGAUACUGAUGGUUAUGGUGGUUAUGAUUAUUGUGAUGAUGGGGAUUAUGAUACAGAUGGUUAUGGUGGUUAUGAUUAUUAUGAUGAUGGGGAUUAUGAUACAGAUGGUUAUGGUGGUUAUGAUUAUUGUGAUGAUGGGGAUUAUGAUACUGAUGGUUAUGGUGGUUAUGAUUAUUAUGAUGAUGGGGAUUAUGAUACAGAUGGUUAUGGUGGUUAUGAUUAUUGUGAUGAUGGGGAUUAUGAUACAGAUGGUUAUGGUGGUUAUGAUUAUUGUUAUGAUGGGGAUUAUGAUACAGAUGGUUAUGGUGGUUAUGAUUAUUGUGAUGAUGGGGAUUAUGAUACAGAUGGUUAUGGUGGUUAUGAUUAUUAUGAUGAUGGGGAUUAUGAUACUGAUGGUUAUGGUGGUUAUGAUUAUUGUGAUGAUGGGGAUUAUGAUACAGAUGGUUAUGGUGGUUAUGAUUAUUGUUAUGAUGGGGAUUAUGAUACAGAUGGUUAUGGUGGUUAUGAUUAUUGUGAUGAUGGGGAUUAUGAUACAGAUGGUUAUGGUGGUUAA